GGAGCCGGUGCAAGGUAACGCGGGCCCGUGGGGCCCAGGCGGGGCCAAGCAGCUGCAAGAUGAGGUCGGGUGAAAUCUCUGGUUCAAGGCAGCAGCGUCAGCUAUUUCGGUAACAAAAUGAAGCCUAUGAAGCUACACUAUUGGAUUCUCUGUUGGUUUUCUAUGGCAUUAUGUUGUUGGUGUACUUUGGAUAAAUUCACUCAAAGUGACAGCCCUCAUAUCUGGAAAAAACUGUAUCUUGCUCAUCAUUGGCCAGUGACUGUAUGUAAGAUGAGUACUAAUGAUUGCCAAGACCCUCCAGAAUAUUGGACAAUCCAUGGACUGUGGCCUGACAAAGGUGAAGAGUGUAAUAGGAGUUGGCACUUCAAUGUUACUGAGAUUAAGGAUCUUAUGUCAGACAUGAGACACUAUUGGCCUGAUGUGCUUCAUUCAUCUCAGAAUCGUACACAGUUCUGGAAACAUGAAUGGGAGAAACAUGGCACUUGUGCGGCAACACUUGAGGUCCUUAAUUCUCAGAAGAAAUACUUUGGUAAAGCCUUGGAACUGUAUCAGCACAUUGAUCUUAACAGUUGUCUCCUGAAAGCUGGGAUAAAGCCAAGCAGUUCAUAUUACCAGAUGACUGCCAUAAAGGAAGCUCUUACAAGAUUUUAUGGUGUAACUCCAAAGAUCCAAUGUCUUCCUCCAGAACAGGGUGAAAAAGCACAAACGCUUGGUCAGAUUGAAUUCUGCUUCACCAAACAAUUCCAGCUGAGAAACUGCACCGCAUCGAAGGGUGAAGCUGACCCAGUGCCAGCUGACUUGAAGUUUGGAACUGAGGAGUUGUCUAUCUGCAGUGAUACUCUCCCAACCUAUUAUCCUUCACAGGUUCAAGUUCACAUAUGAAGCCCUAAGAGUUUGAAAAUUUUCAAAUAGCACCAAACCCCAAACCCUUAAGCAUUAUACCUUGGAAAGCUGUCUUGGCUUAUAAACAGAGCUUUGCAAUAUUGGUAUCACAAGCAUACUGUGAAGAUUUCUUCUGGAAAACAUACUUCUUUUGCCAUUAAAAGAGAAUGGUCCACACUGUAGUAACAGUUACACUGGCUGUAUUGAUUUGUGUCACAGAUUUACAGCUUUGCCAGGACUUUUUGGCUUGUUUGAACCAAUAUUCAAGAGAAGUGACUCAGUAGUUACAGUUAAGUCUGCUGCUUCAGACACCUUUGGCUCUUGCCAGUGAGUCAGGGAAAUGAAGUCAUUCUUUGUUUUGAAAGGAUUCUUGUCUCUUCGAGAUAAGAUGACAAUUUCGUGAAAAGAAAACACUGAAACAAAAAGUAGUUAAAUGACCUAUCUAGAGGUCUUUCCCAGACAUAAUACACUGUUACACCUUGCAUAAAUUUCUUCUCCAGGUCUUGGAAAAGACCUUUAGGAUCAUCCAGUCCAACCAUUAUCUACCAAGUCUGGUGCUAAGCCAUGUCACUUUGCACCACAUAUGGACAUAGAUGAUCCUUUGAGAUCCCUUCCGGCCCCUGAAAUUCUGUGAUCUUUUACAUGCUUCCAGGGAUGAUGAUUUAACCACAUUCUGGGAAGCCUAUUUCAGUGUUUGAUAACCCUUUCAGUGAAGAACUUCCUUCCAGUAUCCAAUCUGAACCUUCCCUGGUGUAACUUGAAGCCGUUUUUUCUUGUCCUAUCAUUGUUACUAGGAAGAAGAGACCAACACUUACUUCUCUGCAGCCUUUUCAAGUAGUUACAGAGAGCAAGAAGCCUUCUUUUCUCUAAACUAAACAACAUCAGUUCCCUCAACCAGUUGUUGUGUUCUGAGACCCUUC
Dryobates pubescens (Downy woodpecker) is the source of this 1802-nucleotide messenger RNA. It is a transcript of the gene RNASET2, whose product is annotated as ribonuclease T2. The record is from RefSeq and is a predicted model, not a curated record. Gene Ontology annotation, molecular function: RNA binding; ribonuclease T2 activity. NCBI's taxonomy places the organism in Eukaryota, Metazoa, Chordata, Aves, Piciformes, Picidae. Gene Ontology annotation, cellular component: extracellular region. The transcript has 10 exons. Gene Ontology annotation, biological process: RNA catabolic process. The coding region runs from base 118 to 882 and encodes 254 amino acids.